GGCUGGUUAGUAAACGGUCUUGUUGUCACAAACAGACAGUUUUUCAGAGGAUAUCUUCAGUUCGCUUCUGCUGUCUCCCAGGUUACGACCUCUACACAUACAAAGCAGCCAUGACAUCUAAAGGUGCCAAAGAGACCAUCGUCAGCAAGUUGGGUUUCAAAUCCAGCAGCUCUGCCUCCAAGGCUGAGGUGGAACUGGACAAAGUCAGGAAGGAGAACGCUCACCUGAGGAGAAAGAUUGAUGAACUGGCCAAACGGCACAUCAAGCCACCUGACUCAGACAAAAGCAAGCUGCUGGAGAGGAUUCUUUCCCUUGAGACGCUCCGGGAGAGGAACAAUCAGCAGUUGCUGGUUAAAGAACAAGAACUAGAAACUUUGAGACAGCAGCUGUCAGCUAGAGGAGGAGAGGUGGUAGCAUCACUGCAGGCCCAGCUGGAACAGCGGAGGAAGGAGGCAGAGCAGAGAGACAUGUUGUUCCAGAGCUUGUCACAGGAAACAGAGAACCUGAAAAACAAGUUGGCCACUGUUUCUGCCCGCUGCCAGUCCCUGGAAACACAGCAGAGUGGAAAGGUACCUCCUGCAGACUUGGCUUUGGUGCAAGAUCAACUGAGAGACGCUCUUGAGAAGAACCAGCAGUGGCUGGUGUACGACCAGCAGAGAGAGGCCUACGUCCAGUCUGUCCUUACCCGCACGCUGGAGCUGGAGCAGCAGCUGGCCCAGGCAAAGCAGCAACAAACCAAACAAGAGAGCGGUUCAGAUGCUUCUGCCAGCUCAGCAUGUCCAGAGAAAGAUGCCCAGCUGAAGAGCCAAUAUGACCAGCUGCUGCUGGGAGUGCAGAAAGACCUUGAGAGCCAGAAAGAUCAGUUUACCAGAACCCAACAGGAGCUCAGUGUGCAAAGAGAACAGACACUGAAAGCUCAGGCUGAGCUGCAGUCUCAGAAGGAGCAGGUCACCAGGCUCCAGGAGGAGAUGUUAGUGCUGCAGAGGAGGUACGAGGACAAGUGCAGGGAGCUGUCAUCCUUUCUGAGGAAAUAUGAAGAAAAGAGCAAAGGGCUGGAGGAGGCCAAGAUGCACCUGCAGGCAGAGCAACUUAGCAACCGACAUGCAGUGUGCGAAGAGCGAAAGGUGUCAUCUGAGCGAGCAGAGAGGAUGAGAGUGGAACUGGAGACUAUGGACAUUAGAUUGGAGGAGGAGAGGAAGAGGUCUGCUGAGCUUCUGCUGCAGGUAAAUAUGCUGCAGAAGUCUCUUCUGAGCCAAAAUGAAGAACAGAGGAGAAUCGCAGCACUGGAGCAACAGAUCCAACUCUCUGCCAAGGACUUUGAGAAUGAAAAGAUUGAUCGUCAGAGCAUGCAGCACCAGUUACAUAAGGUGCUGAAGGAGCUUCGCAAGGCUCGUGAUCAGAUUGCUAAACUGGAGUCUGCUAAACAGCCCAAUGCCCGUUUCUCAGAGCCCAGCUCCUACAACAAGCUCGAGUUUGAGCGUCUUACUAUCGAUGACUCCCCUGGCCCUAUAUCCCCAUCUAAAGUCUCCAACCUCCUGGAUGAAAGUUUCUUAGAGUGCCCAAAGUGUCAUGCCCCCUAUCCCACCAGCCGCCACAGGGAGCUCCUGGCACACAUCGACUACUGCUUUGCCUAAGUUCACAGAGAGUCUGGAUCAGUGGUUCCCAGUCUGGAUGUUGGGACAUAACAUUUAUGCUGCAUGCAAUUCUUUUUAUUUUUCUUUGGUUUUUUUUUUUUUUUUUGUUGUUGUUUUUACAGGCUACUCUAAAGAAAAUUGAUAUAAAAAGGGAAACAAACCACUGUUUGGUUAACCAGGUCAUAAAGACAUGCUGUUGUUGACAAUGGUUAACAAGCAGACAUUGCUCCCUUUUUAUGGAUCACAAUCCAAAAAGGCUGGGAGCCACUGGGUUAGAUCUUAAGAUCAAUUGAGGAUCUAAGACUAUUCAAUAUGUUCUAAUUUGACAAACAAAAGCAGCAACAUAAGGUGAGUGAAAGGGAUUUUUAAACCCAUAUGGAAGGCUGCUUACAUGGUUGCCGUCCCAUUCUUUUGUUAGGAUUUCCACAAAGCUCCUUAAACUGCAAAGUGGCUGAGCCCUCAGGCAAGAUGACAUAUUUGCAAUACAACUCCUGCUGUCACAAUGAUCACUGGAUACAAACUGACAGCACUUUCUGUAAUGAGACACAGGUAUGUCCCAAGCAUGAUAGUGUGCACAGUUUGUAAAUAAACAAACAAAUAAUUAAAUUCCUCACUGCAGUAGGCUGUGAUGGAUCAUCACUCCAAGAGAUAUUCAAGAGGUUCAUUGGCCUGAGGAUGUGUUAAGACCCCAAAAGGCGGAGUACGAGUCUCUAGUAAAUACAAGUAAAAUGGAUAUGUUUUUUUUUAUUAUGAAAGGGAAUCAAAGGACAUACAAGGUGUUUCAUGUCCAAAUCACCUCAUCAAAAUUAUUUAGAAGUGUUUCAUGUUAUAUGUGAAUGACACUUGUUUUGUUUUUUUUUAAAUGGCUAGGUUCAUGUGUUUACACUUUUUCAUGGCGUGUUUGUAUUCCAGUUCUUUUUGGCCCUUAUCAUGUCAUCAGGCCGCAGUGAUCUCAUUAUUUGUUGACAAAGACCUAUGAUAUUCCUUGCGCAGGCUUAUUUCUGGGGUCUUCCUGCUUCGUUUAUUUGAGUACAGUCAUAUUUUUCAGGUUGGGGUUUGAUGAAGCUCUUUUUGUGUGUAUUUGUUCAAAUUAUUUAUUCUUGGGUUGUUUUUAUAAGUGAUCUAUUGUUUUAGGUAAUGAAAGCUUUUAUUUUCCUUCAGUAAAUGUAAGCAAUGAUAAUUAUGUAUUACUGUACACUGUUCUGCAUUUAUGAUGGCCUUUUGUGUAUCAUCAUGGGAUACACCUUAUUGUAUUUUCUAAAAGAAGUUUACAAACCUGCCUGAUAUGUUCCAUUGAUAAACCAGCUGUUAACACACUGUUCCUCCACUCCUAGUUUCAGUAAUCAAUGCCCUCUGUGUAACAUUUUCCUCAGCAUGUGUAAUAUUGACUGCAUAUUUGCAUUGUUUUGAAGGAAGAGAAAUUACCCGUAAGCAGCAAUGGUCAUUUGCAGUUUUGACAGUGAUGAGGUGAAGGCGUAAAUAAUAGGGAAAAUUUUCCUAUGUUCUAGCUUUUAUAUGUUCUCAACUACAUGUGUAGUCUGUCAUAACGUAAGACAAAACUAUACUUCUGAUUUGUCUACCAUGUGUUGCUUAUUAUGUCCCUUUUGUUGUGCUCCAGUACAAAGUGUAGCAGUGUCUCUCUGUCUAGGGCGUUGCAAAUAGUGGGACAAACCUCGCUGAACCAUGUGGCUGUAGUCAUAACCACAUAGUUUGGUUCACCUAAACUUAACAGACCUUAAACAUACUGCAUCUGUGAGCUUAAUUGGUCACAUGGUGCCGGGUUGUUUGUGUAUUCUUUCCUGCUUGAGUGAAGCUGACCAUUUCCACCCUGACUUUUCAAGCCUGCAGCUCUGUAAGGCUGGGAUGAGAUUGCAUGAGUUAAUUCCUUGUACUAAACUAUUUAAGGCAGGGGAUUAGUGAAGGUCCUCUUGCUAGGGGAAAGGGGGUUAAGGUUCCUUUAUUCCUGCUGCCUUGGCAAUGUGACUAGAUAGACUUAAGACAGACAGACACUGCUAUACUGCCAUCUUUAAGAGAGUUGUGCUGAUGUAACUCAGACCAUGUGUCUUUUAAAAGAAUGCAAUGUGAGAAUCACAUUGUUUUGGGUUUUUUUUAAUGUCAUCUUUGUUUUAUUCUAAUCAUGUGCUCCAAAGUUGUUUUACAAUGCACUGUACUGUACAAAAAUGUGCAAUAAAGAUGUAAAUCUCC
Messenger RNA from Toxotes jaculatrix (banded archerfish), 3839 nucleotides. RefSeq names its product centrosomal protein 55 like (gene cep55l). Gene Ontology annotation, biological process: regulation of phosphatidylinositol 3-kinase/protein kinase B signal transduction; mitotic cytokinesis. Bases 111 to 1634 code for a protein of 507 amino acids. NCBI's taxonomy places the organism in Eukaryota, Metazoa, Chordata, Actinopteri, Toxotidae. The transcript has 12 exons. The record is from RefSeq and is a predicted model, not a curated record.